GCAGAGCCCGCGGCGGGCCCUGCGCUGAGGGGAGGGUGACGCCCCACACUUUGGACCCUCCUCGCUUCCCGUCCGCCUGCGGGGAGCGACCGUCGGAGCCGCAGUCUCUCUCUCUCGGAGGAGGCGGCGGCGGGACGCGAGCGGUGAAGCGAGGGCAGCUGCUUCCUCCUCCUCCUCCUCCUCCUCCUAAGAUGGCGGCAGACCCCGCGGAGCAGUUCUGCGUGGCCGAGGAGCGGAGCGGACACUGCGCCGUGGUGGACGGGAACUUUCUCUACGUGUGGGGGGGAUACGUGUCAAUUGAAGAAAAUGAAGUUUACCUGCCUAAUGAUGAGCUCUGGAUCUAUGAAAUAGACAGUGGGUUAUGGACAAUGCACUUAAUGGAAGGGGAGUUGCCUACCUCCAUGUCAGGAAGCUGUGGAGCAAGCAUGAAUGGGAAGCUGUACAUCUUUGGUGGAUUUGAUGAUAAAGGAUACAGUAAUCGGCUGUAUUACGUUAAUUUGCGAACAAAAAAUGGAACCUACAGGUGGAAAAAAAUCACAAACUUUAAAGGUCAACCUCCUACACCACGUGACAAGCUUUCCUGCUGGGUGUAUAAGGACAGGCUCAUAUAUUUUGGUGGCUAUGGCUGUAGGAAGCACAAUGAGCUGAGUGAUUGUUUUGAUGUCCACGAUGCAUUUUGGGAAGGACAGAUAUUCUGGGGAUGGCAUAAUGAUGUUCAUGUUUUUGAUACAACCACACAAACUUGGUCUCAACCAGCAAUUAGAGGCGGAGAUCCACCUCAGCCUCGAGCAGCUCAUACAUGUGCUGUGCUGGGAAAUAAAGGUUAUGUCUUUGGAGGACGAGUGCUGCAAACUAGAAUGAAUGAUUUGCACUGCCUGGAUUUAGACACUUGGACUUGGUCUGGGAGAAUUAACAUCAGUGGAGAGAAACCAAAAGAUCGAUCCUGGCACACAUUGACUCCAAUAGGAGAUGACAGACUUUUUCUUUUUGGUGGACUAAGCUCUGAUAAUGGUCCUUUAAGUGAUGGCUGGAUUCACAGCACUACAACAAAUGGAUGGAAACAACUUACCCAUUUGCCUAAGAGUAGGCCUAGAUGGUGGCAUACAGCCUGCCUUGGGAAAGAAGGAGAAGUGAUGGUGUUUGGUGGAAGCAAAGAUGACUUGCAUUUCAUGGACACAUUCUAUUCUUCUGCUGCUCAGGGUCACUGCAGUGAUUUGUUGAUAUUCCAAACUCAACCUUACUCGCUCCUCAGGUUGUCUCUCGACUGCAUCGGUAAAAAUGCAGCUCUCCUAAAGAAUCAAAUCCCAUGUUUGCCAUCCAAGCUUCUGCAGCAGGUGCUGAAAAAAAUAACCUUCUGGGCUGCAGUGAACCACCGGCAGGAGAGGAAAGCUGAGACAGAAAGGCAGUACCAGCUGAACACCACCUGAGCAGGGGCCACACUGAACACGGUUUAUUUACGACGCGCAGCGGAAGUUUUUCGUUAGUGAACUUUACUAAUGCUACAGAACAACUGAAUGUUAAUCUGAGUUCCUAAGUGAAGUUUUGAGAACAAAGCAAUCCUCUUUAUGGAAGUCUCUUUUUGUUUUCUGCAUUAUAGACAACUGGUAACACUUCCUUUAUAUAUAUUGUUGGUUUCUGCUGUUGUGGUCUUGGUGCGACAGACUUGUUCUUUUUGAAGGUGAUGGAUGACACAAAAUGUUUUCAGUUGGUUAAGUUUAAAAUCUUACUACAGCCUUAUCACACCAGCCUUUCUGAGAAGAGAAAAUUAGUUCAACGCAAGUUUAGUUUCAACACAGUGUCUUGGGAAGGUUCACACUUGUCUUGGAAAAGGUAAUUAAUUUGCUAACACCACCAAACCCGAUGCUUUGAUUCCAGCAGAAUAUGUUGUCUGACCAUCCAGUUAAACAGUGGAGCCAGGCCUCUUACUCCAAGUAGGAAAAUCACUCCAAGUAGGAAAAUCACUCAAAGUAGGAAAAUCAGUAAGUGAAACGUGGAACUUGAACAGAAAGCUGCAACCCUUUGUAUAGGAAGGCUUCCAUGCAGCUCCUACUACAGUUUUACUAUGUUUCUGUAAUCGAGUCCUUUUUGAAAUAGGUUGUAUAUGGUAUUUUGGAUGUGUAAAGUUUAUAUUUAAUUCUGGUUUAAAAAAAAAAAGCUUAUUUAUUGUUUAAAAAAGAGCAUAUGUCGUACUCGCUAUUUUUCUGUUUCAGGUAUUUAGUUAACAGGAGCACAGUCAUUAAAAUUUUCUAGAGUUCAGACCAA
Apus apus (common swift) is the source of this 2262-nucleotide messenger RNA. It is a transcript of the gene KLHDC1, whose product is annotated as kelch domain containing 1. NCBI's taxonomy places the organism in Eukaryota, Metazoa, Chordata, Aves, Apodiformes, Apodidae. Bases 192 to 1427 code for a protein of 411 amino acids. The transcript has 13 exons. The record is from RefSeq and is a predicted model, not a curated record. Gene Ontology annotation, molecular function: protein binding.